Orbicella faveolata is the source of this 5984-nucleotide messenger RNA. RefSeq names its product ATP-binding cassette sub-family C member 4-like. Gene Ontology annotation, cellular component: membrane. Gene Ontology annotation, molecular function: chloride channel activity; ABC-type transporter activity; ATP binding. Gene Ontology annotation, biological process: monoatomic ion transport; transmembrane transport. The record is from RefSeq and is a predicted model, not a curated record. Lineage: Eukaryota; Metazoa; Cnidaria; Anthozoa; Scleractinia; Merulinidae.
GAUGUUCAUCCCAAGAAUUUGCUGGCUUUACGGUAAUUGUUUGGUUACAACUCUCUGAAAAUGUCGGCAUUACCUAUUAACGCGUAAAGGGAAAUCUCUGGUUUUUUCUCAUUAUGUGACUCCUAUCAAGCCAAGAUAACACAGGUAAUAAGGAUCCUUUUUAUAUGUGAGAAAUUCCCUUCACUCUUGUGUUUAUUUUUCUUUUUUCCCGAUAUUUUAAGAUCGUGUGACCGCAAGUUUGUUUUUCGCUUCUGACGUCGUAAAUGUCAUCGUAGCUUAAAGGAAAAAGGAGCUGUCACAAAAGCCAAAUCUUUGUUUGUGGGGGGCUUGGAAAUUUCCCCCAAAAAAUCUUCGCACAGAAAAAAUGCCCAGACUUCUUGCCACAAAAAUUCAAUGGCCCGAGGCUGUUCAGAUAGUCCAUGACAAGAGACCAUGAUCACCUCAUUUUCUCUUGUCCAUAAUUGAUAAGCCCACCUUCUUAGAAAACCAUCCGCGUUAAGGCCGCUAGGCCUCUUGUUAUUAUUAUUCUCCUUGUGCUGAAAAAGAAAUGUUCAUUAUGCCGGGAUUAUGCUCGAUGCUCCGAAAAAUUACCCCGGCAUGAUAAAUCUGUACCUCAAGCUCAACCCCACCCAACAUUCGGAAUAUUUUGGGACGCCUGCGAACGAGGCAGGGUCUUCAUUACAAUUUUGUUCCUGGGCCCUGUUAUUUGAGGGCCUGGAUAGGUUUUUUUUUUUUCAACUCUCGCGCGCCGAUUCAGGGGUCGACCUCGAUGAUUUUACCGUUCACCUGGAUUAAUUGGCCGAAGAAUUUAUUAAACGAGUUAAACUAUUCGGGUCGAUUCCAAGGUCGGAUCACGUCAACACAGAUUUGAAUGAUGAUAUUUUGACAUGAGUAUCUUUCCCGCCAGCUGAGACAAUGGAUUUGUCACAAAAGCAGCAUAGCAGUUUACCGAGUCCUAUAGUUCAGGCUUCUUUCCUUUCACGUUUGACAUUUUGGUGGCUGAAUGGAUUGUUUAGUAAAGGAUAUGACAGGCGUUUGGAACCUCAUGACAUGUACCAAGUACUUCAGGAAGACCUGGCAGAAAAGCUGGUAGCGGAUUUGGAGAGUGAGUGGUAUAAAGAAGUAGCAGCUGCAGCCUUCUCAGGUAGAAAACCAAGUUUGGGAAAAGCCAUCAUACGAUUUGCCUGGAUUGAGUUGAUUUUUGUUGGGUUGUUUGGCUUUCUUAAUGAAGCCAUCAGGACUGUCCAACCUAUCUUCCUGCUUUACCUGGUGUCAUAUUUCAUGCCUGGUUCCAGCAUUACAAAGCUAGAAGCUUACUUGUAUGCCAUGGGUGUGACCUUAUCAUCCAUGUUGUCUGUUGUCCUUCAUCAGCUGUACUUUUUUAAUGGUCACAGAACUGGAAUGCACUUAAGAAUAGCAACCACUGGCUGUGUCUAUAGAAAGGCUUUGAGACUUGGUCAAGGAGUAUACAGAUCUGUCACAACAGGUCACGUAGUCAACCUUAUAUCAGCAGAUACACAGAGUUUUGAUCGGAGUGUUACGUAUUUGCAUUUUGUGUGGAUUACUCCUGUUCAAAUGGUUGCCACUAUGUACUUGCUGUGGAUUCAGCUGGGUGUCUCCUGUUUUGUGCCUCUGGCACUUAUGAUUCUCAUGAUACUUUACCAGUCACGACUUGGAAGAGUUUUUGCUGUGCUAAGACUUAAAACAGCAAGACUAACUGAUGAAAGAUGCAAGAAUAUGAAUGAGAUUAUCUCAGGAAUGAGAAUUGUAAAGAUCUCCACAUGGGAAUUGCCAUUUAGCAAACUCAUCAAGAAAGUAAGAAGGCUUGAAAUUUCAAAGGUUAGGAAGACACAGUUUCUACGAGCAGUUAACAUGGCUAUGGAAUUUGCUUCACAAAAUAUCAUCAGCUGUAUAACCUUUACCACGUAUGUAGUGUUGGGUAACUCACUUACUGCUGCUAAAGUCUUCAGCUCCAUUGCCUUUUUGAAUGCUCUUCAGAGAUCAGUGACCAGACAUUUUCCUCCAGCAAUUCAGAAAUUGAAUGAAGCCACAAUAACAGUAAAGAGAAUUCAGGCAUUUAUGGAGUUGGAGGAGUUAAACUUUGAAAAGAUAUGUCAAAAGUCAAAUAAAUCAGGAAACCCUGGUGUGGUUGUCAAAGGUGUUACUAGCACAUGGCAUCAGGAAAGCAAUGACAAAGCUACUUUGCAAGAUGUUAGCUUUGAAGUGGGAAAGGGAGACCUGUGUAUGGUUGUUGGACCAGUUGGCUCUGGAAAGUCUUCGUUGUUGAUGACGAUGAUGGGUGAAUUGCGGAUUAUUGAAGGAAACUUGUUUAUCAAAGGAAGUAUUGGUUAUGUUCCACAACAAGCCUGGGUUUUCUCUGGAUCUGUGAAACAAAACAUUGUAUUUGGACAGGCAUUUGAGGAAGACAGAUAUGACAAGGUUAUGAGCGCUUGUUGCUUAGAACAGGAUGUUGAGUUACUUCCUGAAGGAGACUUGACACUUGUAGGUGAAAAGGGUGUGACACUCAGUGGUGGGCAAAAAGCAAGGCUCUGUCUGGCAAGGGCAGUUUAUUAUAAAGCAGAUAUUUAUAUCCUUGAUGACCCUCUUAGUGCCGUAGAUGUGCGAGUAGGAAGAAAACUUUUUGAUGCGUGUAUCAAUGGAAUUAUUCAAGAAUGUCCUAGAAUUCUCGUCACUCACCAACUUCAAUAUCUUCGCAAUGCUACGGAAAUUUUAUAUCUUGAAGAGGGGAAAAUUCGUAGUCGUGGAAGUUACACAGACCUUGCUAGUGAGGGAAUAGACCUGGUGUCUCUUCUGAGCGCGAGUAAUGAUGAUGAUGAUGAUAACGACAGUGCAAUUGAUGAUGAUUCAGAGCCAGUGCAACCCAUUAAAAUGCAGAAUGUUGUCUUGAGGAGGGGGAAUGGGACAAAAGGUGUGAAAGCAAUAAACCGAUGGAGUACUGCAUCAUCUAUCGAUAUAGAGGCAGACUUUGAGGUCAUGGCUAAUAAGGCAACGGAAAAGCCCCAAGUGGAGAGUGAAGAACGGCCAAGAGGAAACAUUCCCUACACUUUAUACCUGAGAUAUUUUAGAGCAGGAGGAAAUUGUGUAGCACUACUUUUGCUAUUGGUCCUCUGUGUUUGUGCUCAGGGAGCUUUUACGUUAAGUGACUGGUGGCUGUCACAGUGGUCAAACUCUCAAGGGCAAGACAUGUUUCUUUUCACAUUCGUACAAGCUGCUAUGGUUGAGUCCGUAUCUCACACAAGUGUGGAGGAGAUUUACAUGAUCAUCUACGGAGGCCUGGUGGCUGGCACACUUGUUCUGUCAUUCAUUCGAGUUCUUCUGUUCUUCCACGUGACUGUAAAGGCAUCCGAGAAACUUCACAGUCACAUGUUUGAUGCAGUCAUACGAGCACCUAUUUACUUCUUUGACACAAAUCCAAUAGGUCGGGUCCUGAACCGGUUUUCAAGUGAUACUGCAUACAUGGACAGUCUUAUUCCAGAAACAUUUUUUGAUUUCCUUCAGCUUGGUCUGUUAGUUGUCGCAGUGGUGGUUGUUAAUGUGAUGGUAAUGCCGUUCAUCUUGGUAGGACUGGUUCCGCUCACUCUUGUAUUCUAUUGUGUGAGGAACUACUACUUGAAGACUUCCAGAGAAAUUAAACGGCUCGAAGCCACAGCUCGAAGUCCAGUACUAUCACACUUGACAACAACAUUGGAAGGCCUGCCUUCAAUCCGUACUCACAAUUUACAGCAGUUAAUGAUGCAGGAGUUCAAUUUAUGUCAAGAUCAGCAUACCGAAACUUGGUUUCUAUUUAUCGCUACUUCAAGGUGGUUCGCUUAUCGCUUGGAUUUCCUUUGUACAUUGUUUGUGUUCAUGGCUUCAUUUACACCUCUCUUCAUAGCUGAACGAAGAGAGAUGGAUGCGGGCAUUGUUGGACUUUGUUUGAGUUAUGCUGUUCUGUUGACUGGUCAGUUUCAAUGGUGUGUCAGGCAAAGCGCAGAGGUUGAAAAUCAGAUGACGUCUGUGGAGAGAAUAGUGGCGUUGUGUCAUCUGGAAUCUGAAGGGGAGUGGCACGGGCAUGUGUCUGUUCCUGCUUCUUGGCCUCAACUUGGUCUUAUAACUGCUGAGGGAGUGUCAUUCAAGUAUCACGCUACCCUCCCACGGGUUCUCAAGAACAUGAACUUUUGCAUUAGAGCACAGGAAAAGGUUGGCAUCGUUGGCCGUACUGGUGCUGGAAAGUCGUCUUUAUUAUCAGCUCUUCUGAGGCUUGCUGAAUCAAAUGGUACUAUAAGAAUUGAUGGCAUUGAUAUUGCAGAGCUUGGCCUGCAUGACUUGAGGUCUAAAUUGUCAGUUAUUCCACAGGACCCAGUCCUUUUCAGUGGUUCACUCAGGAAGAACUUGGAUCCGUUUAACGAGUAUUGUGAUGAGGAUUUAUGGCUUGCACUGCACGAGGUUCAGUUAAGGGACACGAUAUGCAGCUUAAAUGGUGGCUUAGAUGCUCUGUUAACGGAGUCAGGGUCUAACUUAAGUGUCGGUCAGCGCCAGUUGGUAUGUCUAGCACGAGCUAUUCUACGAGGUAACAAGAUACUUGUCAUGGAUGAAGCCACUGCCAAUGUAGAUCAUAGAACUGAUGCCUUGAUUCAGGGAACGAUAAGAAGGAAAUUCAAGAAUUGUACCGUUCUUACAAUUGCUCACAGACUGAACAACAUCAUGGAUUGUGACCGUGUUAUGGUGCUCGACAAUGGACGGCUAAAGGAAUUUGAAGAGCCUCACUUGCUGUUGCAUAACAGAUUCAGUUAUUUUUACCGCCUUGUAGAGCAGACUGGCGCCAUAACGGCUGCAGAGUUAGCACAGGCUGCCAGACAAGCUUUUUUACAGAGACAUCAACCACAGACUCACCACUCAAUCCCAGAUGCCGUCAGAAGUCACUUGUCGUCUUAUAUACCAGCCUGUGGCUUCACUGAUUUACAACUUGUUUCCAAUGUUUAAAUUUCCUUGUGGAGUGAACAACCUUAUCAAAUUUAUUUUACAUGACAAAUUUUAUUAUUAACACGCACUGUGUACCACUGACCACUCACUGCUCAUUUCUAGUAAUCAUUAUUAUUCAUACCAAAAAAUGAGAUGAUUCUUCUUAUCUUUUUUUCUAUUACAAAUUCUCGUUGGAUUUAAUGUGAAUACGAGGCAGUUGUUGACUGUGCGUUAUUUUAUCGCUUCGUACCAGUUCUUAGUUUUAUAUACAGAGUGCAUUCUUGUAGCUAAAACAUGGUGGGCAAGAAACAGCUACACAUUUCAACACCAUUAGGACUAUAAGAAAAUAUAUUUAUAAAACAGUGUUAUCUAACUGUCAAUCUAUUUAGCACUGUUGGCUGCUGGGUCACAGAAAUUAUAAUAAAAUGAAUAUCUCCUAGUAACAAGAUGAAAUACUAUUUGGAAAGCUCCAAAUCACUAAGUGAACAGUUUGUGUAAUGGUCAUUCCAGUGUAGUACAGCCAAUUGUGUUUAGACAUGUUUGCAUUUUCCUUGUGAGAGGCUGUUUUGAUCAUUUUGUUAGACUUGCAGUGGAAUCAUUCGUGAAACAGUGUGCACUUCGUUUUUAACCUUGAAAAUAUGUUAUUUAUAUUAUUAAGUGAGGCACUCUUUAUACCAGUGGUUGGGCUUAAUGAAGUAUUAUAUCAAAAUAAAUGGAGUAUCUAGCAAUAUAUAUUUUACAAAUAAGUGACAGUCGGUGGGAAUAACUGCUAAUUUUGGCCCAUCGCCGAGUACGUUAAAAAGCAGCGGGCCGAUAAAUAGUGGUAGUCCUGUGCUUUUUCUCAUGUUUGAGGUACAGGCGUGGGACUGAAACUAGCAGCUUGGGUUCUCACGUCAGUUUGUUACUUGAGGACGCGGUCAAGGAGGUCGGGAUUGACGGUUAAAAUGACAAUUGUUUCCCAGACGAAAAACAGAGAAGUGUGUAAAACAACGUUAUUUUGUAAUAAAAAUAUCUACAUCUCA